This is a messenger RNA of Camelina sativa (false flax), 793 nucleotides long. RefSeq lists its product as uncharacterized. Lineage: Eukaryota; Viridiplantae; Streptophyta; Magnoliopsida; Brassicales; Brassicaceae. The record is from RefSeq and is a predicted model, not a curated record. Gene Ontology annotation, cellular component: extracellular region; vesicle. Gene Ontology annotation, biological process: regulation of protein localization to cell surface; regulation of double fertilization forming a zygote and endosperm; double fertilization forming a zygote and endosperm.
AUGGAAAGUAAGAUGCAAACUCUUCUCUCCACGAUUCUAGUAGUGUAUACUUUGUGUGCCACUAUUUUAGUGAAGCCGGGGCUGGCUCAACUCCCUACCAUUCCUGUAUUUUCUACUCCCGGCUCCCCAAUUGAUCUCGCAAAAUGUUGGUCAUCGCUUCUCAGCAUUCAAGGUUGUGAAAUUGAAAUCUUCAAAUCUGCUUUAACCGGUAAGUUUGAAAAUGUUGGAUCGACAUGCUGCAAGGCGUUUACGGCAAUUGAUGCAAAGUGUUGGCCAAAAAUGUUUCCAUUGAAUCCGUUCUUCCCUCCUCUUCUGAAGGAUGGUUGCUCUCGCAUCAAAGCAGCUGCUCCCUCACUUGCAACAUCUAAACUCUCUAUUAUUCCUGGAUUUUCUCUUCCUGGUUCUCCGGUUGAUAUCACAAAAUGUUGGUCAUCACUCUCUAGUGUCGAAGGUUGUGUGGCUGAGAUAUUCAAAUCAGUAUUUACAGGAAAGUUUGGUACUGUUGGACCAAUGUGUUGCAAAGCGUUUUCGGACAUAGAUUCAAAGUGUUGGCCACAUAUGUUUCCGCUAAAUCCGUUCUUCCCUCCUCUUCUCAAAGAUAGUUGCUCUCGCAUCAAAGCAGUUGCUCCUACACACAAGUAAUGAAGUAGUUAUGGGCUUUUUAUAUCAGAAUGCAUAAUUAAAUUAGGCUUAUAAUAGCUUCUAGUUCCAAUAUUCAAGAAGAGUUUCUUUAUUCUAACCAGUCAGGGAAAAUAUUGUUCACAUCACAUGCAUGUAUUGUUAUCUACACAAU